Molecule: messenger RNA, 1063 nt
Organism: Amblyraja radiata (thorny skate)
Lineage: Eukaryota; Metazoa; Chordata; Chondrichthyes; Rajiformes; Rajidae
Gene: fam219b
Product: family with sequence similarity 219 member B
Exons: 6
Coding region: 38-583 (181 amino acids)
Source: RefSeq, a predicted model, not a curated record
GUCAGCUGACCGGAAGUGCCGAGCGCGGGGCGAUGUGAUGGAGGCGGCGGAGCUUCAGCGGCCGGUGGACGGCGCGUUACCACAGCAACCCGGGCCCUCGGGCUACAACAAAAGCUGGAAGAAUGAGACUGCCUUCAAGAUGAAUGAGAAGAAGAAACUGCCGACCAGCACCAGAACUUCAGCAAUACAUCUCAAAUUACAGAAGCAUCGAGAAUUGGCCAAGAGGGUUCUCAAGAAGAAAGCAAUGGCUGGAGGUCCAGUCUUACACCAGCCCAAGUCUGGAACUAAAAGGCUAGUAAAAUUCAAUAAAGGAUACUCUGCCUUGAAACAAAACCCGGAUGAAUCGUUAGUUUCCUUGGAAUCAGACAGUGAGGGCGAGUUUGAAUCCAAGUAUUAUUCAUCAUCGGGCUAUUCUUCUGCAGAGCAGCAAGUGAAUCAGGACUUGAAUCGUCAGCUCCUGAAAGACGGCUACCACCUGGAUGAAAUCCCAGACGAUGAAGAUCUUGACCUGAUUCCCCCAAAGCCUCUUACCUCUACAGUCUGUGCCUGUUGCCAGGGGGAAAGCUCUUGUACUGUGCAGUAAUGACAGCCCCUCCCGCACCAUCUCGGAGGAGACGCUAAUUUGGGGGCGAUUGUGAUUUCUACGGCACUGCAGACCUGACUGUGUGAAUAUCUAUAUAUUUUGAACAGGGAAAGUAUAUUUGCAUAUACGAGUCCAAUUUUAACAACCUGAUGUGUGGAAUGUAAUUGCUCACCCCUUUAUCACCUGGGUAUAUCAUCCAUGUCCCAUUAAUUGAUGUGGUCUGUUCGUAUCUGUUUGAGUGUCCGGAUGUGUGUAAGUACAUUUCUCCAGGAUGUGCUGCCAUUUGAACGCCGAUGAUGCAGUAUUGCUGGAGUCGGUCACUGGUUCAAACUGAAAGAUAUUAUUAGAAACAGAUCCAAAAUAUUGGGGGUAAGUGAUUGAUUUUGUGUUAUCAGAGGGUGCAUGUCUGUGCAUUAACCUAAGAUGUUCACCCGCCGCAUUCUGCACACGGCAGCUCUUACUGGGACAACAACAAAAAAA